UGCAGUAUGUCGAAGGAAGACGGACAGUCAGGCAGAGUUACAGUUUAACUAAACAGCUAGCUACUAGUAACUAGUAAACAUGCCAGUGUGCUAGGUGAAACCCCCUGUUUUUCGACACUGCGUAUACCAUCGCCGCUUGUUUCUGGGUGUUUGGGAGGUGUUUGAACUUCCCUCACAUUCUCCACAACGCAUUUUCACGAAGGGAGGCGGCGGUGGAGCGCUCGGCAGCCAUCUUUGGAGCUGGGCUGGGAGUGGGAUUCGACUAUUCUGGCACCCCAGAUACUUCGAGGGUGGGGAUUUUAACCUACAAUAAUUCAUAAAUGUGCAUGUUAUAAUCGACUGACAGCGUCACGAACCACAAGGAUUUAGCGUACGAAAUUACUGCGCCGGGGAUGAAACGGGAAGAAUACUUUAUAGUCCCAAAGUGUUUUGAAUUACACGACAUUCUCUACAGUGCUGAAACCUGGCCUGUCAGGAGAGGCUCUGAACACAUAUGAGACCACUGUCCUGCAGAUGAGCCAUCGGUGGGGGCUUUCAAGUCGCUGUCGCAGACCCAGAUAGUUCCUGGCGGCAGCGGCAUUGUCCCCCACCCCCACCCAACUCCCCAUUAUGCCCAACAGCAGUCGGGCGGGGAGCCUGAAGGACCCCGAAAUUGCUGAGCUCUUCUUCAAGGAGGACCCAGAAAAGCUCUACUCAGAUCUGCGUGAGAUUGGACAUGGCAGCUUUGGUGCCGUAUAUUUUGCACGGGAUGUGCGGACAAAUGAGGUGGUGGCCAUCAAGAAGAUGUCAUACAGUGGAAAGCAGUCCACUGAGAAAUGGCAAGACAUAAUCAAAGAGGUGAAAUUCCUGCAGAGAAUACAACACCCAAACAGCAUAGAGUACAAAGGAUGUUACCUGCGAGAGCACACCGCCUGGCUGGUAAUGGAGUAUUGUCUGGGCUCUGCUUCCGAUUUGUUAGAAGUUCACAAGAAACCUCUGCAAGAAGUUGAAAUAGCUGCAAUUACCCAUGGUGCUCUUCAAGGGUUGGCUUAUCUUCACUCCCACAACAUGAUUCACCGAGAUAUCAAGGCGGGGAACGUCUUGCUGACGGAGCCGGGGCAGGUCAAACUAGCAGAUUUUGGUUCUGCCUCCAUCGCCUGUCCUGCCAACUCCUUUGUUGGGACUCCAUAUUGGAUGGCCCCAGAAGUAAUUUUAGCUAUGGAUGAGGGCCAGUAUGAUGGAAAGGUGGACAUUUGGUCUUUGGGAAUAACCUGCAUUGAAUUAGCUGAGAGGAAGCCUCCACUGUUCAACAUGAAUGCAAUGAGUGCCUUAUACCAUAUAGCACAGAAUGAGAGCCCCAUGCUGCAGUCUAGUGAAUGGACGGAUUAUUUCCGAAACUUUGUAGAUUCUUGCCUUCAGAAAUUUCCCCAGGAUAGGCCGAACUCUGAGGAGCUUUUAAAGCAUGCAUUUGUCCAGCGUGAGCGACCAGAGUCAGUUCUAAUAGACCUGAUCAGUCGGACUAAGGAUGCAGUGCGGGAGCUUGACAAUCUUCAGUAUCGCAAAAUGAAGAAGCUCUUGUUUCAGGAAGCCCAUAAUGGCCCCUCAACCGAGGCCCAAGAUGAAGAGGAGGAGCCAGAACACAGCGUGGGUCGGACGGGUACAGUGAACAGCGUUGGGAGCAACCAAUCCAUACCCAGUAUGUCAAUCAGUGCCAGUUCACAGAGCAGCUCUGUCAACAGUCUAACUGAUGCCGGCGAUGACAAGAGUGAAGUGGACAUUGAGGGAGACCACACAGUCAUGUCCAACAGCUCUGUGAUACACCUCAAACCGGAGGAGGAGGCGUAUAAAGACGAGUCAGAGCCCAACACCCGGCCAACUGAGCCACAGUCCCCGCCUGCACACACUCCGCGGCCAAAACGGAACCGCGAACACUUUGCUACUAUACGCACAGCCUCAGUGCUCACUCGCCAGAUUAAGGAGCACGAGCAGGAUUCUGAGUUAAGGGAGCAGAUAUUGGGCUACAAGCGCAUGAGGCGGCAGCACCAGAAACAGCUGAUGGCUCUGGAAAACAAGCUGAAGGCUGAGAUGGAUGAGCACCGACUCCGCCUGGACAAGGAGCUGGAGAACCAGAGGAAUAGCUUUGCCCAGGAGAUGGAGAAACUGAUCAAGAAGCACCAGGCGUCCAUGGAGAAAGACGCGAAAACCUUUUCCAACGAUGAGAAGAAGUUCCAACAACACAUUCAGAGUCAGCAGAAGAAAGAGCUCAACAGCUUCCUUGAAUCCCAGAAACGGGAGUACAAACUUCGCAAGGAACAACUCAAGGAGGAGUUGAACGAAAACCAGUCAACACCCAAGAAGGAAAAGCAGGAGUGGUUGUCCAAGCAGAAGGAGAACUUCCAACACUUCCAAGCUGAGGAAGAGGCCAACUUGCAGCGCAGACAGAGGCAGUAUCUGGACCUGGAGUGCCGCAGGUUCAAACGGAGGAUCUUGAUCGCCCGCCACAAUAUUGAACAGGACUUAGUGCGUGAGGAGCUGAACAAGCGUCAGACCCAGAAGGACUUGGAACACGCCAUGCUUCUCCGGCACCACGAGUCCAUGCAGGAGCUGGAGUUCCGCCAGGUCAACACCAUCCAAAAGACGAGGGCGGAGCUCAUCCGUCUGCAGCACCAGACGGAGCUCACCAAUCAGCAGGAGUACAACAAGAGGAGGGAGCGGGAACUUCGACGCAAACACGUCAUGGAGGUUCGCCAGCAGCCCAAGAGCCUCAAGUCCAAAGAGCUACAGAUCAAGAAGCAGUUCCAGGACACGUGUAAGAUCCAGACCAGGCAGUACAAAGCACUGAGGAACCAUCUGUUGGAGACCACACCAAAGUCCGAGCACAAGGCUGUCCUUAAACGGCUGAAGCAGGAGCAGCACCGCAAACUCGCCAUCUUGGCAGAGCAGUAUGACCACUCCAUCAAUGAGAUGCUUUCCACUCAGGCGCUUCGUCUGGAUGAGACGCAGGAGGCUCAGUGCCAAGGCCUACGAAUGCAGCUACAGCAGGAGCUGGAGCUUCUCAACGCCUACCAGAGCAAGAUCAAAAUGCAGACCGAUGCCCAGCACGAGCGUGAGAGGAAGGACCUGGAGCAGAGGGUGUCACUCCGAAGGGCCCUGCUGGAACAGAAGAUUGAGGAAGAGAUGAUGUCCCUGCAGAAUGAACGCCUGGAGCGAAUCCGGAGCCUGCUGGAACGCCAAGCCCGCGAAGUUGAGGCCUUUGACUCCGAGAGUAUGCGCCUGGGCUUCAGCAACAUGGUGCUAGCAAACAUCUCCCCAGAGGGCCUCAGCCACAGCUUUCCCGGGGCUCCGGCGAGUUGGAGUCACCAUCAGCAACCGCGGCCGUCCGGGAGCUCUCCAGGGUCCCACUGGGGCAGCGUCGGCUCGGCCGCCGGGGCGAGCCACCACGGCAGCCACCACAACUAUCACUCCAGUCCGGGAGGGGCACCUAUGCAGCAAGGCUGGGGGCAGGGCAUGCAAGGAGGUGGGGUCCCAUCACCGUGGGGCCACCCGUCGGCAGGGGGAGCCCUGUCCCGCAGCAGUGGAGGUGUACAGAACAGCCCCCAAGCAAUGGGGAGGACACCCUCAGGAGGGCGCAGUGAGCAGAGCAUGAGCAGGAGUACCAGCGUCACCUCUCAAAUAUCUAACGGGUCACACCUCUCCUACACAUAGAUCCCCCUCCCCCACCCCCAUCAGCCCCUGGAGUCGGAAUAUGAGCGUGGAGAUGUAGAAUCCGGCAAACGCAAGUAUUGGCUGAGCUCUGACGCCACCCCCCCCCCCUGUACAGAUGUGGAUGUGCGAUGAAAUAAAUGUUGCUCAGGUCAAAAAGGGCUGGAAAAGACGCAGCCCGUCCUCACGGCAGUUUAUCGGCACACGCACAGAUCCUUAAAUUUGUUACAUAAGCAAUUUGAGUGUCAACACAUAAUAGUCCCAUUUGCUUUUAUUUAGAGCUCCCUCCUGCGAAAAAGUUUUAAAAAUAUAUGUUUUUGUGCUAUUCACAGCCAUUGCUCUCAUUUUGCACAUGAAACACUGUUUAGACGCCUUUUUGACGUGUGUUAAAAAUGUCCUAAGAAAUGUGGUAUCAAACAAUCAGAGCAUUUUUAUUUAGGACUCCCCCCUCUUUCACUCUCCCGAUUCACGUUCAGUGACCCACCGGUCGAUUUCGCCGACGGUGGUUUAAAACUGAAGCUGCUUCGCGGUUUGUGAUACCAGCCUGCUGUAAUGGUCGUUGUGAUAAAUGAGAUGCCUCCUUCUAUUCAGUAGUUUUUAUUUCACCUGAUUUCCCGGUCAUCAGCCCAAAAUAAGACUUUACAAAUUCAGAGCCAAACAACCCUAAUGUUAGCUGUAUCAGGCAUAUGCUCCAACUCUACUACAGUGCCUUUUUAACCUGUUUUGAAUCAGUCUCGGAUGUUUAUAGUUUUAUGUUAAAUUGUAUCAUUAGUGCCAGUGUAUGUUUUUAGUUUGAUUUUAGUUCCAGAGGUCCCGAAUACUUUUCUCAGAUAAUUACAGUAUAUUCACUGUGUUUGCAGUAAAGUCUUAUAAAUGGUGAGAAAUAGAAAUUUGCUAUAUCAGUAACUAUAUAUUGAGGUCUUUAGAGUGGUGGUACUCUAGGGGUGAACUUGGAAACCCCUUGCGUUACAGAGAAUGUCAUUGUACACAUUCACAGGAGGAAUUGUGGGGAGAAGAUGAAUUUGCCUUCAAAAACAAUCCUAGUAUUGAUCUGUCGAUUUUUAUUAGUGCCUUUUUUUUUAACUGCUGCCUUGUUCAAAGCACUUUAUACAGCGGAAUAUGUGUAAGAUUAAAAUGUUACUUCUGUCCGCAAAGCACCUGGUGGAUGAGUGUUUUCGUCGGUACGCGUGUACUUAAGUUGAGGAGUCGAGCUAACCCGUGCUGUGAUUUUCUUUUUUUCUUUUUUUUUUGGUGGAGCAAUUUCCCAAGUAGAGACAAGACCUAGUGUAUGGCAACAUAGAGUAUGUGAGUGAAAGCAGUUCCCCCUUUCUGCAGCUUUUACUUUGUUUUGAAACUAAAGCUGCUGUUGGUUAUCUCCUCCUGUGUGUUUCUGCUGAAUUCCGAUGAACAGAGGAUGCUGCAGGCUUUUUGAGAUGUGUUUUUGACUAGUUUCCAUAAAACAAAUUGAACUAAGUGUGCUGUAGAGAGUCCAUUAUGUGCAGCAGGCAGAAAGGUUAAGGCAUAUUGUCACGACCAUGACAGCAGGCUCGGCACUAAUAAGAAAACUACAACACUGUUAAAAACCAAAAUGUUGAGGCCCAGUCAAGUACACUAAAAAUAAGGUGCUAAGUCAUAAUUGUUACACCAUCUCAUCAGAACCCCAAGAACAGGGGUGACCGAAUCAAGCACAUGCUCGCAUGAUGACAUUGUAUUAUAGAUGCAUAUAAACGUAAAAUUGAUUCAACGCACUCUCUGUGAAAACAGCCAAAUACAAAAUAAAUGUGGCAAAAAAGCACUUAGGUGUUCCUUUUGAUAGCUCAAGCAGUUCCUCUAAUAAUGUGUCUCUGCUCGCUCCCUUCUCUCUGGCUUGUGGUUGAAAUGUCAUUGGAGAAACACCCUUUAAACCUUUUUAAUAGCCUCUCUGUUCACCUUAGGCUUUCAAUUUCCAUAUCCAUACAGAGAGUUUAAAACAUUUUUAUUGAAAAGGCCAUUAAGGUUAAUGAUCUCGAGAUAAUAAGGAUGUAUGCUUUCCUUGAAAUGCAAAGCUGGAGUUAAAUGUGCAUAUGUGUAUAUUUUAUUAAAGAAAACGUAUAAAAACCUAAACUCACAUUUUUAAGAAAAUAAUUUCUAAAACUAACUUUAUUUAACUGACGGACCACACUGCUAUUAGCAAACCGUUCACUCUCCAAGUGGUUUUGAGUUGUCUGGACAUAGCUCAAUGAAAGAUAUUCUUGGUUUUGUGUACGCAGACCGAAUGCCACACAUGCACGUGUUUGCCGUCGUCGUCUUAAGUGGCACUAAUUCAAUCAGGCGGCCAUUUCUGAGCUUUAUCCCCCCUCCCCCUGCACACGUUUGGUAAUUUGUCCCCGUCCCACUCGGAUUCAGAGCCACCUUUUCAGAUGCUGGCUCUUUCUGAAUGUUAUAAUGUGAUAUACGCCUAUCACAUUUGAGGACACAAAAAUGCUUUUUUCUUAAAUAGGUGGGAUGUUAAUUUUCCACAUGUAUAUAUCCUAUCCUUGAAAGUAUGCAUUAUAUGAAGUUACAAUAUGGUUUAGUCCCAAAACUCU
Messenger RNA from Sander lucioperca (pikeperch), 6248 nucleotides. RefSeq names its product TAO kinase 1a (gene taok1a). The transcript is spliced from 20 exons. Gene Ontology annotation, molecular function: ATP binding; protein kinase activity. Gene Ontology annotation, biological process: protein phosphorylation; execution phase of apoptosis. NCBI's taxonomy places the organism in Eukaryota, Metazoa, Chordata, Actinopteri, Perciformes, Percidae. Bases 610 to 3684 code for a protein of 1024 amino acids. The record is from RefSeq and is a predicted model, not a curated record.